Eremomyces bilateralis CBS 781.70 is the source of this 2103-nucleotide messenger RNA. RefSeq lists its product as uncharacterized. Gene Ontology annotation, biological process: regulation of DNA-templated transcription; DNA-templated transcription. Gene Ontology annotation, molecular function: DNA-binding transcription factor activity, RNA polymerase II-specific; DNA binding; zinc ion binding. NCBI's taxonomy places the organism in Eukaryota, Fungi, Ascomycota, Dothideomycetes, Eremomycetales, Eremomycetaceae. The annotation marks the transcript as partial. Gene Ontology annotation, cellular component: nucleus. The record is from RefSeq and is a predicted model, not a curated record. The transcript has a single exon.
AUGCGAAAUGAAUCACGAGGCGAGAGCGAAACUUCGAAAUCAAAGAAAGACGGCAAAGAGGACGGACCGCCGACAUGGACCGAGAUGCGGACCAAAGCCGGCAAAGAACGAAAACGACUACCGCUCGCAUGCAUCGCGUGCCGACGAAAGAAGAUCCGCUGCUCCGGAGAGAAGCCGGCGUGCAAGCAUUGCGUGCGAUCGCGGAUCCCUUGCGUGUACAAAGUGACCACACGGAAAGCCGCGCCGCGGACGGACUACAUGGCAAUGCUAGACAAACGAUUGAAAAGGAUGGAGGACCGUGUCAUCAAGCUCAUACCGAAGGAUAAAAUGUCCACGGUGUCGCGGGCGGUCGUCAAACCAGCCAUACCACCUCCACCAACGAAACCCACAGGUGCCCGGAAACGUGGCGCAGACGAUGCGUUUGGAGAUGAGCUGGACGAGCUCACAAAGCCACGCGGUGCAACGGGCGUUGGUGCAACGAACGGUAUACCGUUCAAAGGGAAAGAUGCAGACGAGGUUUUACUCCUUACCGAAGGUGCGGACAGUUUGCCUUCGAAAGAACUGCAGCAUCAUCUUGCCGAAAUUUACUUCGACUACGUCUACGGCCAGAGUUAUCCGCUGCUCCACAAACCGAGCUUCAUGCGGAAGUUGAAUCAGGGUAGCGUGCCGCCGGUGCUAAUGCUCGCCAUGUGUGCAAUCUCGGCGAGAUUCUCAACACAUCCGCAACUACGCAGUGAACCGGCCUUCCUUCGUGGUGACCAAUGGGCGGCGCCGGCAAGAGAAAUCGCCUUGAAACAGUACGAUUCGCCGAACAUCACGAUUCUUAUCGUCUAUCUACUGCUCGGACUUCACGACUUCGGAACAUGCCAAGGUGGCAGGAGCUGGAUGUUCGGCGGCAUGGCACAGCGGAUGGCGUACGCGUUGCAGCUUCACAAAGAUCUGGACCAUGAUCCGCUGGCGAAGGAUAAAGAACACGCAAAAUUGAGCAACACCGAUCGGGAGAUACGACGGCGGACAAUGUGGUCGUGCUUUCUAAUGGACCGGUUCAACUCUUCAGGGACGGAUCGACCGCUGUUUAUGAACGAACGGUAUAUCAAGGCGCGACUUCCAAUCAAAGAGCAUUACUUUACGAUGGAGAUAUCCGGCCCAACGGAAGAUAUGGAUGGAACGGUUCGAACCCCCACACCGGAUGGUACUGGCCAAGCGUCCGAUGCCCGGCUCAACAUGGGGGUAUCUGCCUACGUCAUCCGGCUUGUCGCCAUAUGGGGCCAGGUCGUGAAGUACAUCAACCUAGGGGGCAAGGAGAAAGAUCCAUAUCCAGUGUGGGAUCCCAAAUCGGGUUUCCACAAUCUCAAGUUGAAAGCAGAGGCGUUCAAGAAGCGCCUACCGGAACACAUGCAUUACAAUGCGGAGAACCUGCAGAACCACGCAAGCGAGCACAUCUCCAACCAAUUCAUUUUCCUCCACAUCAUCUACCACCAGAUCAUCCUCUUCAUGAAUCGAUUCGCCCUUCCUCCGAGUCCUCCGGAUCGGCGACCCAAGGAGAUGCCUCGUGAGUUCCUUCAAAUGAGCGCACGCGCCGCCUUCGAUGCAUCGAAUCAAAUUAGUUUAUUAAUCAAAGACGCGAUGGACCAUCUCGUCGUCGCACCGUUCGCUGGGUACGCCGCGUUCUUCUCCAGCACCGUCCACGUGCACGGUGUUUUCUCGAAGAACGCCUCCCUCGUCUCCGCGAGCAAACAAUACCUCGGAUAUAAUGUCAAAUAUCUCAGCAAGAUGAAGAAGCAUUGGGGCAUGUUCUACUGGGUGGCCGAAAAUCUCAAGGAACUCUAUCGACAGCAGGCAGACCAUGCCAUGCGUGGACCGCAGGCGGGAGGCGCCAAAUCGGGGCAGAUCAACAUUUUCCAGUACGGCGACUGGUUCGAUCGAUACCCGCACGGGGUGUCACAGACUGACUAUGAGGACCCGGCGGCGAAGUCGCAACUAGAGCCUGGCGACGAAGGGGUUCUCGGCCAGAAGAGCGAUCUGCAGAGCGUGGAAGAGUUCUUCGCAACCCUUCCGAAGAGGACCGGGCCGGCGCAGAAAGGCGCAAAGAAGAGCCGGGCG